AUGAAAGUCAUUACAUGGAACUGUCAAGGAGCAGCGUUUAAGAAUUUCAUUAGAGCUGCCAAAUGGAUCUUGAAUAAGCAUCACCCGGAUAUUUUCUAUCUUGUGGAAACGAAGACAUCUGGUUCUAAUGCAGAUUCUGUGUGCAUUAAGCUUGGGUUUGAAAAGUGGGCGAGGGUUGAAGCUCUCAGGUUUAGUGGAGGAAUCUGGUUUCUUUGGUCGAAUGCCUGUCAGAUUGAGGUUCUGAAUUCUCACCCCCAAUUUGUGCAUAUGGUUAUUAAGGAAAAUACUGGGAGAGUGUGGAACUUAUCGGUAGUAUAUGGCAGCCUAGCCCCCCACCUCCGACGUCGUCUUUGGAAGUCGUUAUGUAGGGGAAAGGUGGUGGUUAAUCAUCCCUGGCUGAUUGCAGGUGACUUCAAUGCCAUCACUAGUAACGAUGAAUGCACGAGUUAUAAUAGUUCGGGGACUUAUAGAAAUGGGGAUUUUAGGAACUGGAUUUUUGACGAAGCCUUGGUCGAUCUUAGCUACUCGGGACAGAAAUAUACUUGGAAGCGGGGAAGGGAGGAAGAUACCUUUACGGGUGCCAGGUUGGACCGCGCUUUAUGCUCUAUGGAUUGGAUGGACUUGACCCGGGACACCAAAGUGACUCACCUCCCGGCCGUGAGCUCCGACCACUGUCCGAUAUUGAUUGAACUUGACCCCAAAACUAGUAAGGAGAAAAACAAUUUUGUAUUCCAAGGGGCCUGGACUAGGCACCCGCCCUUUCUUGACUAUAUCACAAAGCAUUGGAAUGUGGGGGAUACUGUGUGGAACAACAAAGAUGCUGACAACUCUUGCGUGCAUAGGGUGAAAUGGUAUCUCGGAGUCUUAUCAGAUGCUAUGGCUCUAAAGCUCAAGGCGUGGAAUGCCAAUGUUUUUGGGAAUAUUCACUAUAGAAAAAACAAGAUUUUGAGACAUCUCGAGGGGGUACAAAAGAAGUUGGAUGCUGGAAAUCACUCUAGGCUUAUUAAGUUGGAAAAGAAACUAAGAAAUGAACUAAAGGAAACCCUUUGCCAGGAGGAAAUUCUUUGGUAUCAGCAGUCUAGGGAAGAGUAG
This is a messenger RNA of Ipomoea triloba (trilobed morning glory), 1092 nucleotides long. RefSeq lists its product as uncharacterized. The transcript has 2 exons. The coding region runs from base 1 to 1092 and encodes 363 amino acids. The record is from RefSeq and is a predicted model, not a curated record. Gene Ontology annotation, molecular function: catalytic activity. NCBI's taxonomy places the organism in Eukaryota, Viridiplantae, Streptophyta, Magnoliopsida, Solanales, Convolvulaceae.